CGGCGCGACGUCUCCAACUUUCAGUUGCUUUCGAGCUGCACAAGGCGACGGUUUAAGAUUUGGCCGCUUACCGGGUGAAAAAAGAGCGAACGAACAGCUGGCCCAAGACUAUCUCUAGAGAGAGAGAGAGAGGGAGAGAGAGCGAGCGAAAAGUGAAAGACCGAGAAACCAGCGAAGUAUUCUUCGUGCGCGAUCGCCGACUUCGAAUAGCUUCAGUUGCCCUGCAGAAUUCCCUGCGAUCGGUUCAUGCAGCGGAUUAUCGCGUCGCGACUUACGGUAUCAAUAUUUGAAUAUAUUUUUUUUAAGUUCGGUGCUCUCGUGCAGUGUGAUCAAAUACUUUUUUUUUUUGGUUUAUUGAGUAUCGAACCCACACUUCCUGGCAUGUCGAGGCUGCAAUUGAAACAAUCCGAAACUCGUGCCAAGUGCUAAAAUAACACGGAAGUGGACAAGUGUCGCCAAGCGAAUUGCUAAUUCCAGCGAAAAAGUACCAAAAACCCAAACAAAUAUUAACAAAAAAAUACAUUUCAACAAAAUUUAUAACGGACGGACAGGAGGCGUGAGCGAGACAGCAACAAUGCACCGCACGCAGCCGUCGCUGCCGCUGCCUCUGCCGCUGCUGGCGUUGGCGUUGGCUUCGGCGCUGGCUUUUGCGCAGGCGCAGAAUAUAGAUGCCGGUUGCAGUUUCCCGGGAUCGCCGGCGCACAGCAGCGUCGUCUUCUCGAAUGCGAAUCUCACCCAGGGCACGGUGGCCUCCUACAGCUGCGAACGCGGAUUCGAGCUUUUGGGACCGGCGCGGCGUGUCUGCGACAAGGGGCAGUGGGUGCCCGAGGGCAUUCCGUUCUGCGUUUUGAACGUCGCCGCUGGCAAAGCGCCCAUGCAGAUCUCCACCGAUGGAGCCGGAGCUCCACAGAAGGCCAUCGAUGGCUCCACAUCCGCCUUCUUCACGCCGGAGACCUGCUCGCUGACGAAGGCGGAGCGAUCGCCCUGGUGGUAUGUGAAUCUCCUGGAACCCUACAUGGUGCAACUGGUCCGCCUGGACUUUGGCAAAUCCUGCUGCGGCAAUAAGCCCGCCACAAUUGUGGUGCGAGUGGGUAACAAUCGUCCGGACUUGGGCACAAAUCCGAUCUGCAACCGCUUCACGGGCCUCCUGGAGGCCGGACAACCGCUCUUCCUGCCCUGCAAUCCCCCGAUGCCGGGAGCCUUUGUGAGUGUCCACCUGGAGAAUAGCACACCCAAUCCGCUGUCCAUUUGCGAGGCGUUCGUCUACACGGACCAGGCACUGCCCAUCGAGCGGUGUCCCACCUUCCGCGACCAGCCACCUGGUGCGUUGGCCUCGUACAACGGCAAGUGCUACAUCUUCUACAACCGCCAGCCACUGAACUUCCUGGACGCCCUGUCCUUCUGCCGAUCCCGUGGCGGUACGCUGAUCAGUGAGAGCAAUCCGGCGCUGCAGGGAUUCAUCAGUUGGGAGCUGUGGCGCCGUCACCGCAGUGACGUCAGUUCGCAGUACUGGAUGGGAGCGGUGCGCGAUGGCAGCGAUCGCAGCAGCUGGAAAUGGGUGAACGGCGACGAGCUGACCGUCUCCUUCUGGAGUCAUCCCGGCGGCGAUGAGGACUGCGCCCGAUUCGAUGGCUCCAAGGGCUGGCUGUGGAGCGAUACCAACUGCAACACGCUGCUGAACUUCAUCUGUCAGCACCAACCGAAGACCUGUGGCCGACCGGAGCAACCGCCCAACUCCACGAUGGUGGCCCUGAACGGAUUCGAGGUGGGCGCCCAGAUCAAGUACAGCUGCGAUGCCAAUCACCUGCUGGUGGGUCCUGCCACGAGGACCUGCUUGGAGACGGGUUUCUACAAUGAGUUCCCGCCAGUGUGCAAGUAUAUCGAAUGUGGUCUGCCGGCCAGCAUUGCCCAUGGUUCCUACGCCCUGCUGAACAACACGGUUGGCUACUUGAGCCUGGUGAAGUAUUCCUGCGAGGAGGGUUACGAGAUGAUAGGACGAGCACUGCUCACCUGCGACUUUGAUGAGCGCUGGAACGGACCUCCACCACGUUGUGAGAUUGUGGAGUGCGACACUCUGCCUGGCAACUACUACAGCACCAUUAUCAGUGCUCCCAAUGGCACUUACUACGGCUCCAAGGCGGAGAUCAGUUGUCCGCCAGGAUAUCGCAUGGAAGGACCUCGAGUGCUCACCUGCCUGGCCAGUGGCCAAUGGAGCAGUGCCCUGCCGCGCUGCAUCAAGCUGGAGCCAUCCACGCAGCCCACUGCCGCGCCCACCAUUCCUGUGCCCUCAUCGGUCGCCACGCCACCGCCCUUCCGCCCCAAGGUCGUCAGCUCGACCACCAGCCGCACCCCCUACCGCCCAGCAGUUUCCACGGCGAGCAGCGGCAUCGGCAUCGGCGGCAGCUCCACCAGCACAGUGGGCACGUAUCCCAGUCUCAGUCCCACGCAGGUGGAGAUCAACGGCGAAUCCGAAUCCGAGGAGGAAAUCAAUGUGCCUCCAGUGCCUGGCACCGUCCGCGAGGAGUUCCCACCACGACGCACCGUUCGUCCAGUGCUCAUACCGAAGAAGCCGAACAGCACGCCGGCUGCCCUGCCGCCCACCACCCACCAGGUGCCACCGCAGCCACCGUCCACCUACGCGCCCACACCACCGCGCAGCUCGCGACCAAGUGGUGCUCCGAACAGCGCCGGCGGCGUGGAGACCACCACGCGCAACACGCAGCAGAUCAUCGCCAACUCGCAUCCGCAGGACAACGAGAUCCCCGACAGCGUCAACAUCCAGCAGAACCAGUCGCCCAAUGUCAACGUGCCCUUCGCCGUCGACAAUCCCGACCGCAAGGAGACCAAGGAGGCCAAACUCAAUCUGGGCGCCAUCGUUGCUCUGGGCGCUUUUGGUGGCUUCGUCUUCCUGGCCGCCGUCAUCACCACGAUCGUGAUCCUUGUGCGAAGCACCCCGAACAGCCAACGGCGGCACCUAGCCAAACACUUAACCGCUUACCAACAUCAUCAUGCUCAUCAUCAACACCACCAGCAGAUGCAGCAGCAAUUCCACCACCGCAAGCAGCAGCAGCAGCAGCAGCAGGAACAGCACCACCAGCACCAGCAGAACUACCCAUACCAGCAGCAGCAGAAGUACCCCCAACAACAGGAGCAACUGCAUCAGAGCCACCGCCAAAAGAAGCAGCCAGCGCAAACGAAGAAAAACCAGGGGGGAAUCGGAAUUGGGAUCGGGAUCGGGAUACCGCGACCGAGUCGAUUGCCUAGCUAUGCCACGGCGACGGCCACCAGUGCCACCAGCUACGCAUCCACCGCCCAAUUAACCCAGAGCCACCUCAUUCCCGACGGCGGUGGCUAUGGGAGCGUGGGAUCCAGCAGUGCUGGUGGCCUGGUCCCAGCACCAUCCAUGUGGUACAGCGUACUGGCACUGCCCUUCGAUGAUCAGAAGCUGGGUCGGCGGGAGUUCAGCAGCUAUGGUCGGGGAUAUCGUGCCCGGGCUGGACUCUUUAGCAACUCCCAUAUAAACCGAACCACACAACACUAUCGCCAUCGCGCCUCGCCCGACUGCAACACUGUGGCCAGCUUCGAUAGCUCCACCUCCGGAUCCCGCAAUGGACUCAACAGGUACUACCGCCAAGCCUGGGAGAACCUGCACGAGUCCGCCUCCAAGAACAGCUCACACAACGCCCUGCGCCGCAAGGAGACACUCGAUCCACCGAGCAUGACCCGGUCCCGCGACAAUCUGCGCGACAAUAUGCAGCGAUCCCGCGAAAAUCUCGACAGAUGCGGCAGGGACAACUACGGGAUGAGGGACGACUCCGAGAUGGUGGUGUCCUCGGUGGUGUCGGAUGUGUGCCUGAAGGGUGAGAAGAAGCGCCAUCACCACCACCACCACAAGAGCAGCUCCCGCAACGGCGACUACCGCGAUCGGGAUCACUCCUCCGGCAGACGCGAGCACCACCGACACAGUGGAGGUGGCGGUGGCGGUGGAGGCGGUGGUGGCGGCCACUAUUGACCAACCAUGGUCAUCACCAUCAACGUGGAGCGGCAGUAGCCAAACGAACGAUAGUGGCCAGCAGCAGUCGGCGUAGAAAUCGGAUUCGGAUUCGGACUUGGAUUUGGAUUUGGAUUUCGAUUUGGACUCGGGUUCUUGGUUUCGGAUUUGGAUUCAGAUUCGAAAAUCACGAUCUGAGAACUGCAAAGCGAGCGCAACAACGAAACGUUUUUUGUUUAAUUUUAGCAACAGUUUUUUUUUCGCGCAUUAGUUAUGUAAGCCAGAGAUCGAGAAAAGGUUUCGACAACAGUAUGGAGAAGACUUUUCUGUUUAUAGUGAAAAAGAACGAAAUGUUAAAACAUCAGCGCAAGAGAUCCUUCAACUUGCAAGUCAAUACUUAGCUGUAUAAUCGUAUGCGACGUUUAUUUUUUGGUCUGAAACUCAGAAAUCUCCGGCGAUUUUAGAACCGUAGCCUAACGAAAUAUCUACUUGAGAACUUUUAGAAACCAAUAGCCCAAAAAUCUGUGCUCAAAAGCUUAAAUCUCUUAUUGGCAAUUUUUGCAAGAUGCUUACCAAAAUUAUGUGGUUUUUAUAGUCGCGGAGUUUCGGGGUUGGUCCCAUUUAUAAGUAUAUAAGCACUCGUGCUAAGAUUUGGCCCGAACUCGUAUAAUUUAUUCGCAAAGCUUUCGUAAGGUUCUUAGUUAAAUUUUCUCUAUGAAUUAGUUGUAUGUAAAGGCGUGAAAAAAGGGCAAAAAGGCGAGGCGUAGUAAUUAGUUGCAAGGCACCAGUCCACCCACAUCCACACACCCCCCGAAGGCCACUCCACCUCAUUCCCCUUCACCCAGCAAGCAGAUCACACAGCUGCAGCCAAAUUAUGUGCAACUUGGUUUCGUUUGAGGUUUCAAGCCAAAUCGACUUGCUCAUAGUCGCAAAUUAGUUACGUAAACACUUACACUAGAUAAAACUACCCAUCCAUUUCUCAAGAAAAAUCAACAAAACAAAAUUUAAAAACAAAUCACAAAACACCAAUCGGCAGCAGCAGCAGCAGCAGCAGCAAAUAAUAUCGUACUACGCGUGCCACACAGAACAUACUGUAUACAAAUCUGCACAGGAUCGAAAGAGUAUAUAUUAUUAGCCCCAACUCACCAAGCUACACCAUUCCAUUAUGUGUUUAUACCUACCCAUUAUAUAUCGCCC
Molecule: messenger RNA, 5188 nt
Organism: Drosophila erecta
Lineage: Eukaryota; Metazoa; Arthropoda; Insecta; Diptera; Drosophilidae
Exons: 11
Coding region: 575-4012 (1145 amino acids)
Source: RefSeq, a predicted model, not a curated record